AAUAAUGUUUGAGACUCUAAUUCCUCCGUUUUUUCUCCAUGCAGUUAACGCUAUCUGGCAUAUUGAACUUAAUUGAUAGACUGUGCUGUGGGGGCGAGAGAAUCAUUGUGUUCACGACCAACCACAAGGACAGGCUUGAUCCGGAACUGCUGCGUCCAGGCAGGAUGGACGUGCACCUCAACAUGUCCUAUUGCAAGGUUCAUGCAUUCAAGAUCUUGGCUUCUAAUUACCUGGACAUCAGCAACCAUCCCCUGUUUGGAGAAAUCGAGAGCUUGAUAGAGAGCACGGGGGUGACCCCAGCAGAGGUGGCAGGGCAACUGAUGACGAGUGAAGAUGCUGACCGCGCUCUUCAAGAACUUGUUAAAUUCAUUAAACAGAAGAGUGAAUGUGAUAAAACUGAGGAGAAAGUUGCUGAGAUUGAAGAAGCAAACAGUUUGAAAAGUGAUAAUGGGGAAAACGAAAUUACGGGGUGGGAGGGGUCAGGAUCGCAACACGAAGUCGGUGAGGAAAGGGAGGGACAAAGGAUUGACUGAGUAGAAGUGCCAAAAAGUUUUUUCACUGAAUAUAUACGGUGUAGACUUUAGUUGCAGAGUCCCUCCUUGAGUUGAUGUUCUUGUUAACGUAUGAGAUCACGUUUGUUAACUAGUGAUGUUAGUUCUUGUGUGGUGGCAGUUGCAGUUUGUUUAUUUUGCUUAGUAGUGUAGCAGUUUAUAUUGACAGUUCGUAACUUCUUUGUUUUUAGCAACGGUCGAGAGUUUCAGGUUUUUUCCUAGAAACAGUAUGUAUGUUUGGUGCUGUGAUUUUAAUACAGUUUAUGUAUUUCA
This is a messenger RNA of Rubroshorea leprosula, 824 nucleotides long. NCBI's taxonomy places the organism in Eukaryota, Viridiplantae, Streptophyta, Magnoliopsida, Malvales, Dipterocarpaceae. The record is from the annotation of a GenBank genome assembly.